AUGCCAGCAUCUUUAGUCUUCAACAGAGUCCAAGUACUUUCGGCAGACGAAGUUCUGGAACCUGAAAACCCCUCCAACGCCGUAGUUCCAGCCAUUACACUGCGCAAUUCUGAUGUACAAACGUUAGAACCUAAAAAAUGGUUGAACGACACUAUCAUUGAUUUUGGUAUGAGGUUAGUCAAGCAGCGUCCUGACGCUGUCGAUGAUUUCUACAUCUUCAACUCUUUCUUCUUCACCAUUCUCUCGGCCCGUGAGUACCGCUCGCUGCAGUUAAUCCCAAUGUAA
Pleurotus ostreatus (oyster mushroom) is the source of this 285-nucleotide messenger RNA. RefSeq lists its product as uncharacterized. Lineage: Eukaryota; Fungi; Basidiomycota; Agaricomycetes; Agaricales; Pleurotaceae. The record is from RefSeq and is a predicted model, not a curated record. The transcript is spliced from 3 exons. Gene Ontology annotation, molecular function: cysteine-type peptidase activity. Bases 1 to 285 code for a protein of 94 amino acids. Gene Ontology annotation, biological process: proteolysis.